UGACAAAGUUCCAUGCUAGCUAGCUUUUCUAUACCUAUAUCAAAAACUCAAAUGCUUUUCUUUUCUUUCCAUUCAAUCAUUUUUCUCCCCUUCAAACAACAGCUUUGAUUUGUUUAUGUGCCUGAAUGAACUGGCAGCAUCUUUGUUUGGAAUUGUAGGCUCCUUUUAAGGCUAGCCUUUCCCACUUUAUUGUCCACUUAGCAAAUUAAAAGAACUAGCUAGCUAGAAGCUUUCUCAGUUUCUUUGCUCAAUCUGUUGAGUCUGCGAAAAAUGGGAAGGCAGCCUUGUUGUGACAAAGUUGGGUUGAAAAGAGGUCCAUGGACAAUUGAGGAGGAUCACAAGCUCAUGAAUUUUAUCCUCAACAAUGGGAUCCAUUGCUGGAGAGUGGUUCCUAAGCUUGCAGGAUUGCUUAGAUGUGGGAAAAGCUGCAGACUCAGAUGGAUCAAUUAUCUAAGGCCAGACCUCAAGAGAGGUGCUUUUACAGAAACAGAAGAGAAUCAGAUCAUUCAACUCCAUUCAUGUCUUGGUAACAGGUGGUCUAAGAUUGCUUCACAUUUUCCGGGUAGGACGGAUAAUGAAAUCAAGAACCACUGGAAUACAAGGAUCAAGAAGAGGUUAAAGCUCCUCGGUGUAGACUCUGUGAGCAACAAAGCCAUUGAGCCAAAAGAAAGCAUGGAAGACAAUAAAGAGAUAGUUACUGAUAUUUCAACAGAACUAGGACAAGACAAUGGCUUGGAGCCGAAAUUGCUCCAGGAUGAUGAUAAUGGGAAUACGGGAUUUGAAGAACUUUCCAAUGAGGUUGAGUUAAGUGCCUUUGAUGAGACCCCUGAUGUUUUGGAAAACUACGAAAUGUUUUGUGGGAGCUUGGAUUUGGGGACAUUCAUGUUGAACCAAGGAGUUAGCAACAGCAGCACCACUAGUUCCAACAACACUAGUGCUACUACUACUACUACUACUAAUUCUUCAACUUCUGUGGAAGAGUCUAAUUACAACCCUUCGAUUUCUAUAGGCGAUCAAUCGCUACUGCAACAGAACUGUCUACAACAAUGGGUUGAGAGUGUGGAUUCCAUGCUCUCGUGGGAUGGCUUCAACAAUCUGGAACAAGACCUUUUCUUCUUUUGAACCAAAGUAGCCAUUGAACAUAUUUCAUACCUUUUCUUCUAAGUGCCCUAUUUUAGUUUCAUGAUCACUGAUCAUAAGUUAAAAAGCUGUUGCAACAGUUAAUCAGACUGUGAUUUUGAUUGAGCUUGAUCCUCUUCUUUCCAUCAUGAUCCGUUUUUCUCUUUCGAUCACUACUAAUUCUUGUAUUAAUUUGUGUGUUGAGUAUCCGGAAAUGCGUAUGUUAAUUUCAA
This is a messenger RNA of Rosa rugosa (rugosa rose), 1352 nucleotides long. Its product is annotated as myb-related protein 315-like. The record is from RefSeq and is a predicted model, not a curated record. Lineage: Eukaryota; Viridiplantae; Streptophyta; Magnoliopsida; Rosales; Rosaceae. The coding region runs from base 271 to 1122 and encodes 283 amino acids. The transcript has 3 exons.